GCCCGGCCCAGCAGAUACUUGCCACCCCCGCGCCCCAAGCAUGGCACGCGAGUCUUUGUUCGUAGCGCUAGCCGCGCUUUUGCUAGUAAACGCCUUCGCCGCAUCCGUCAGCUUCUCCGAGAGCGAGUCGGCCUCGUCAUCGUCCGAAUACGACGAGGAGUGGGAGCAGCAGCACCGCGCCAAGAGGCACGUCUCUGGCAAUGUGGGCCUCGGUGUGGACGGCGACGCGCAGGUGAGCUCCGGCAGGGGCUCCGGUAGGGGCAGCGGCUCCGGCAGGGUGAACGCCGGCGGCAGCGUGGGCAGCUCCGGCGUGAGGGCCAACCUCGGCACCUCCGGCAGCGCCGACCUCUCGGCCAGCGAUGCGGAGCACAACCAGCUCCUCGAGAUGAUGAAGGCUCUCGACGCCAACAUGGACCUUGAAGUCGAAACCGGAAACAGCGGCAGACGCAGCAGCAGCAGCGGAAGAGGAAGGGGAAACAGCGGGGUGUCCGUCAGCGCCAGCACCUCCUCGUCGAACAGGUUCGCCCCCAGGACCUCGUCAUCCAGCAGCAACUCAAACAGCGAGCUCCAGCGCCGCGCCGAGGAGGCUCAGCGAAAGAUCAACUCUCAGGUCAGCGACAUCGACGCGAGGGUCAUCGCUUCCGGUCAGGCCAGCUCCUCGAGCCGCAGCACCGCCGGCCAGCAGUCCAGCACCUCUAUCCGCGCCUCUGGCUCCUCCGGCCAGCAGAGCACCACAUCCAGGACCUUCCAGCUGGGCGGCAGGGGAGGCCCCAGCCUGGCGAUCGGCGUCAACCGUAGUAGCGGUUCUGAAGACAACGGCCGCUCCAACGGCCUCGGCCUCAGCCUCAGCGGCAGUAUGGGCGGUCAGUCUGGCAGCUCCGACUCCAACGGACGAUCCAGCGGCCUCGGCCUGAGCCUUCCUGGCAUGUCUAGGCGUAACGGACUCGGCCUCAGUCUCGGCGGCAGCCUUGGUGGCGGCCUGUCUGGCAGCGGAUCUAACGGACUGAGCGUGAGCGGCAGUGGUCAGUCCGGAAGCGGUUCCAGCGGCCUCGGCCUCAGCCUCCCUGGCAUGUCCAGGCGCAACGGACUGGGCCUCAGCCUCGGCGGCAGCCUUGGUGGCGGUCUUGGUGGCGGCUUGUCUGGCAGCGGAUCUAACGGACUUAGCUUGAGCGGCAGUGGUCAGUCCGGAAGCAGUUCCAACGGCCUCGGACUUAGUGUAAGCGGCAGUCGCGGAGGCAGCCAGUCUACUGGCUCCGGCCAGAACGGCCUCGGACUCGGCAUGAGCCUGGGUGGCCGUCGGUCCGGCAGCGGAUCCAAUGGCCUCGGACUCAGUUUGGGAGGCAGUCGCGGAGGCAGCCAGCCUAGUGGCUCCAGCUCAAACGGCCUCGGCCUCAGUGUAAGCGGCAGCAUGGGUGGCCGCCAGUCCGGUGGCUCCAGCUCAAACGGCCUCGGCCUCAGCCUGGGCGGCAGUCGCGGAGGCAGCCAGCCCAGUGGCUCCAACUCAAACGGCCUCGGACUUAGCCUGAGCGGCGGUCUGGGUGGUUUGGGUCGCAGGCCCUCCCUUUCCCUUGGUUCCAGUUUGGGCUCCACUCUCGGCCGUAGUGCUUCAGGCGCCGCCGAAACUGCUGCUCGCCGCGGCGAAUCCCUCCUCGGAGGCCUCACCGCCGGCCUCUCACGGUCCAGCAGCAGCAGCCCUAGCCAGAACCGUCUGCGUGGCCUCAGCCUCCCUGGCCUCAGCCUCCCCGGCAUGAGCCUCCCCAGCCUCAGCAUCGGCAGCAACCGCAGGGCUAGCGGCCGCAACAGCACCAGCGGCGGCUCCGGCGGCCUCGGCUUCCAGAUCGGCAACCUGGCCGUGUCCGCCGACCUGUCAGGCGGCCUCCGCAGCCAGGUCCAACAGGGCGUCGCCAACCGCGUCGGCUCCGGCAACACCCUGAGGAGCCGGCUCGCUAACCGCAUCGGCGGUGCUGCCCAGGGUGGCAUCAACGCCACUCUGCGCGGCGUGAACGCGGCCACCGGCCUCGGCCGCGGCGGCGUCGACCUCGCCACCCGCUUCACCAACGGCCUCGUCUCCCGCGGCAGGCAGAGCGGCAACCGCUCCGUCAGCCGCGUGCAGACCGUGGCCAACCUGGCCCGCAGCGCCGUCGACACGGCCGCCAACCUGGCCGAGGCCGGCGCCAACGUGGGCAACAGCGUGCGCGGCGCCGUCCUGGACGGCGUGUCCACCGGGGCAGCGAGGGUCGCCUCGCUCAACAACGCCGGCCUCAACCUGGCCAGCGGCCUCGCCAACACCGCGGCGAACCUCGCCUCCGGCGUGGUCAGCAACGCCGUGGACUCGGCGAGCAGCGCCACCAGCAUCAUCCGCAACCCCCUGUCCGCCCUCUCAGCCGCCAGGGACGCCCUGACCAUCUCCGGCGACGCCUCGCUCAACCUGCGCGGCCCGCUGGGCUCCUUCAGCGUCAGCUACGGCCAGGACAGCUAGAACUAUUGUAACGUCAGAGAAUAAACGACCAGACCAGGGUAUUACACCACCAUGA
This is a messenger RNA of Frankliniella occidentalis (western flower thrips), 2534 nucleotides long. RefSeq lists its product as uncharacterized. NCBI's taxonomy places the organism in Eukaryota, Metazoa, Arthropoda, Insecta, Thysanoptera, Thripidae. The record is from RefSeq and is a predicted model, not a curated record. The transcript has 3 exons. Bases 41 to 2479 code for a protein of 812 amino acids.